CUCCUCGUUCUGCAAAACAAAUACUCAUUGGCCCUCCUUGUUCUGCAAAACAAAUACUCAUUGGCCCUCCUGGUUCUGCAAAACAAAUACUCAUUGGCCCUCCUCGUUCUGCAAAACAAAAACUCAUUGGCCGUCCUUGUUCUGCAAAACAAAAACUCAUUGGCCCUCCUUGUUCUGCAAAACAAAAACUCAUUGGCCCUCCUUGUUCUGCAAAACAAAUACUCAUUGGCCCUCCUUGUUCUGCAAAACAAAUACUCAUUGGCCCUCCUUGUUCUGCAAAACAAAUACUCAUUGGCCCUCCUUGUUCUGCAAAACAAAUACUCAUUGGCCCUCCUUGUUCUGCAAAACAAAAACUCAUUGGCCCUCCUUGUUCUGCAAAACAAAAACUCAUUGGCCCUCCUUGUUCUGCAAAACAAAUACUCAUUGGCCCUCCUUGUUCUGCAAAACAAAAACUCAUUGGCCCUCCUUGUUCUGCAAAACAAAAACUCAUUGGCCCUCCUUGUUCUGCAAAACAAAUACUCAUUGGCCCUUAUCGUUUUGCAAAACAAAUACUCAUUGGCCCUUAUCGAUCUGAUGAUGUAG
Lottia gigantea (owl limpet) is the source of this 582-nucleotide messenger RNA. RefSeq lists its product as hypothetical. The record is from RefSeq and is a predicted model, not a curated record. The annotation marks the transcript as partial. NCBI's taxonomy places the organism in Eukaryota, Metazoa, Mollusca, Gastropoda, Lottiidae. The transcript has a single exon.